AUCCAUGGCACGGAGCGGCGGCGGCGGCGGCAGCAGGAGCCCGGCGCGAUCCGCUAGGUCCCAGCCCAGCGCCCAGCGAGCAGGCGACGCGGAGGGGCCGGGCCUCCAGUGUCCCGAGGGCCGGGCGCUGAGACUCCGGCCGCGCAGCUGGGAGCUGCCCGCGCUGCGCUGACAGCCGCGCCGACGUCCUCCCCGCCGGGGCGCUCGCAGGACAUGCCCCCGGGGCGCGGCGGCGGGGACCCCGGGGCUCGCCUCCGCCCAGGGCCCCCCUCCACGCCCUCGGGAGCCCCGGGCCCCCGCUGAGCACUCCUCCCGCACGCCUGGGUCCCUCCGGCCGGCGCGCAGCCCGGCCCCAGCGCUGUGGGUCCCCGCGGGGCGAUGGGUUGAUGGGCGCCGGGGGACGCAGGAUGCGGGGGGCGCCCGCGCGCCUGCUGCUGCCGCUGCUGCCGUGGCUCCUGCUGCUCCUGGCGCCCGAGGCUCGGGGCGCGCCCGGCUGCCCGCUAUCCAUCCGCAGCUGCAAGUGCUCGGGGGAGCGGCCCAAGGGGCUGAGCGGCGGCGUCCCUGGCCCGGCUCGGCGGAGGGUGGUGUGCAGCGGCGGGGACCUCCCGGAGCCUCCCGAGCCCGGCCUUCUGCCUAACGGCACCGUUACCCUGCUCUUGAGCAAUAACAAGAUCACGGGGCUCCGCAAUGGCUCCUUCCUGGGACUGUCACUGCUGGAGAAGCUGGACCUGAGGAACAACAUCAUCAGCACAGUGCAGCCGGGCGCCUUCCUGGGCCUGGGGGAGCUGAAGCGUUUAGAUCUCUCCAACAACCGGAUUGGCUGUCUCACCUCCGAGACCUUCCAGGGCCUCCCCAGGCUUCUCCGACUAAACAUAUCUGGAAACAUCUUCUCCAGUCUGCAACCUGGGGUCUUUGAUGAGCUGCCAGCCCUUAAGGUUGUGGACUUGGGCACCGAGUUCCUGACCUGUGACUGCCACCUGCGCUGGCUGCUGCCCUGGGCCCAGAAUCGCUCCCUGCAGCUGUCGGAACACACGCUCUGUGCUUACCCCAGUGCCCUGCAUGCUCAGGCCCUGGGCAGCCUCCAGGAGGCCCAGCUCUGCUGCGAGGGGGCCCUGGAGCUGCACACACACCACCUCAUCCCGUCCCUACGCCAAGUGGUGUUCCAGGGGGAUCGGCUGCCCUUCCAGUGCUCUGCCAGCUACCUGGGCAACGACACCCGCAUCCGCUGGUACCACAACCGAGCCCCUGUGGAGGGUGAUGAGCAGGCGGGCAUCCUCCUGGCCGAGAGCCUCAUCCACGACUGCACCUUCAUCACCAGUGAGCUGACGCUGUCUCACAUCGGCGUGUGGGCCUCAGGCGAGUGGGAGUGCACCGUGUCCAUGGCCCAAGGCAACGCCAGCAAGAAGGUGGAGAUCGUGGUGCUGGAGACCUCUGCCUCCUACUGCCCCGCCGAGCGUGUUGCCAACAACCGCGGGGACUUCAGGUGGCCCCGAACUCUGGCUGGCAUCACAGCCUACCAGUCCUGCCUGCAGUAUCCCUUCACCUCAGUGCCCCUGGGCGGGGGUGCCCCGGGCACCCGAGCCUCCCGCCGGUGUGACCGUGCCGGCCGCUGGGAGCCAGGGGACUACUCCCACUGUCUCUACACCAACGACAUCACCAGGGUGCUGUACACCUUCGUGCUGAUGCCCAUCAAUGCCUCCAAUGCGCUGACCCUGGCUCACCAGCUGCGCGUGUACACAGCCGAGGCCGCUAGCUUUUCAGACAUGAUGGAUGUAGUCUAUGUGGCUCAGAUGAUCCAGAAAUUUUUGGGUUAUGUCGACCAGAUCAAAGAGCUGGUAGAGGUGAUGGUGGACAUGGCCAGCAACCUGAUGCUGGUGGACGAGCACCUGCUGUGGCUGGCCCAGCGCGAGGACAAGGCCUGCAGCCGCAUCGUGGGUGCCCUGGAGCGCAUUGGGGGGGCCGCCCUCAGCCCCCAUGCCCAGCACAUCUCAGUGAAUGCGAGGAACGUGGCAUUGGAGGCCUACCUCAUCAAGCCGCACAGCUACGUGGGCCUGACCUGCACAGCCUUCCAGAGGAGGGAGGGAGGGGUGCCGGGCACACGGCCAGGAAGCCCUGGCCAGAACCCCCCACCUGAGCCCGAGCCCCCAGCUGACCAGCAGCUCCGCUUCCGCUGCACCACCGGGAGGCCCAAUGUUUCUCUGUCGUCCUUCCACAUCAAGAACAGCGUGGCCCUGGCCUCCAUCCAGCUGCCCCCGAGUCUAUUCUCAUCCCUUCCGGCUGCCCUGGCUCCCCCGGUGCCCCCAGACUGCACCCUGCAACUGCUCGUCUUCCGAAAUGGCCGCCUCUUCCACAGCCACAGCAACACCUCCCGCCCUGGAGCUGCUGGGCCUGGCAAGAGGCGUGGCGUGGCCACCCCCGUCAUCUUCGCAGGAACCAGUGGCUGUGGCGUGGGAAACCUGACAGAGCCAGUGGCCGUUUCGCUGCGGCACUGGGCUGAGGGAGCCGAACCUGUGGCCGCUUGGUGGAGCCAGGAGGGGCCCGGGGAGGCUGGGGGCUGGACCUCGGAGGGCUGCCAGCUCCGCUCCAGCCAGCCCAAUGUCAGCGCCCUGCACUGCCAGCACUUGGGCAAUGUGGCCGUGCUCAUGGAGCUGAGCGCCUUUCCCAGGGAGGUGGGGGGCGCCGGGGCAGGGCUGCACCCCGUGGUAUACCCCUGCACGGCCUUGCUGCUGCUCUGCCUCUUCGCCACCAUCAUCACCUACAUCCUCAACCACAGCUCCAUCCGUGUGUCCCGGAAAGGCUGGCACAUGCUGCUGAACUUGUGCUUCCACAUAGCCAUGACCUCUGCUGUCUUUGCGGGGGGCAUCACACUCACCAACUACCAGAUGGUCUGCCAGGCGGUGGGCAUCACCCUGCACUACUCCUCCCUAUCCACGCUGCUCUGGAUGGGCGUGAAGGCGCGAGUGCUCCAUAAGGAGCUCACCUGGAGGGCACCCCCUCCGCAAGAAGGGGACCCCGCUCUGCCUACUCCCAGUCCUAUGCUCCGGUACAUACUUUCAAUUCCAGCUUUGCAAUUGGGGAGGGACUCCAACGCAGGCGUAGGAAACCUCCCAAGGUUCUAUUUGAUCGCUGGAGGGAUUCCACUCAUUAUCUGUGGCAUCACAGCUGCAGUCAACAUCCACAACUACCGGGACCACAGCCCCUACUGCUGGCUGGUGUGGCGUCCAAGCCUUGGCGCCUUCUACAUCCCUGUGGCUUUGAUUCUGCUCAUCACCUGGAUCUAUUUCCUGUGCGCCGGGCUACGCUUACGGGGUCCUCUGGCACAGAACCCCAAGGCGGGCAACAGCAGGGCCUCCCUGGAGGCAGGGGAGGAGCUGAGGGGUUCCACCAGGCUCAGGGGCAGCGGCCCCCUCCUGAGUGACUCAGGUUCCCUUCUUGCUACUGGGAGCGCGCGAGUGGGGACGCCCGGGCCCCCGGAGGAUGGUGACAGCCUCUAUUCUCCGGGAGUCCAGCUAGGGGCGCUGGUGACCACGCACUUCCUGUACUUGGCCAUGUGGGCCUGCGGGGCUCUGGCAGUGUCCCAGCGCUGGCUGCCCCGGGUGGUGUGCAGCUGCUUGUACGGGGUGGCAGCCUCCGCCCUGGGCCUCUUCGUCUUCACUCACCACUGUGCCAGGCGGAGGGACGUGAGAGCCUCGUGGCGCGCCUGCUGCCCCCCUGCCUCUCCCGCGGCCCCCCAUGCCCCGCCCCGGGCCCUGCCCGCCGCCGCAGAGGACGGUUCCCCGGUGUUCGGGGAGGGCCCCCCCUCCCUCAAGUCCUCCCCAAGCGGCAGCAGCGGCCAUCCGCUGGCUCUGGGCCCCUGCAAGCUCACCAACCUGCAGCUGGCCCAGAGUCAGGUGUGCGAGGCGGGGGCGGCGGCCGGCGGGGAAGGAGAGCCGGAGCCGGCGGGCACCCGGGGAAACCUCGCCCACCGCCACCCCAACAACGUGCACCACGGGCGUCGGGCGCACAAGAGCCGGGCCAAGGGACACCGCGCGGGGGAGGCCUGCGGCAAGAACCGGCUCAAGGCCCUGCGCGGGGGCGCGGCGGGGGCGCUGGAGCUGCUGUCCAGCGAGAGCGGCAGUCUGCACAACAGCCCCACCGACAGCUACCUGGGCAGCAGCCGCAACAGCCCGGGCGCCGGCCUGCAGCUGGAAGGCGAGCCCAUGCUCACGCCGUCCGAGGGCAGCGACACCAGCGCCGCGCCGCUUUCUGAGGCGGGCCGGGCAGGCCAGCGCCGCAGCGCCAGCCGCGACAGUCUCAAGGGCGGCGGCGCGCUGGAGAAGGAGAGCCAUCGCCGCUCGUACCCGCUCAACGCCGCCAGCCUAAACGGCGCCCCCAAGGGGGGCAAGUACGACGACGUCACCCUGAUGGGCGCGGAGGUAGCCAGCGGCGGCUGCAUGAAGACCGGACUCUGGAAGAGCGAAACUACCGUCUAAGGUGGGGCGGGCGACGCGGUAGACGGGCUGGCCACGCGGCUCGUUCCCCCGCUCCUCGGGGCCCUCCAAGGUGUCUCCGUAGUCAGCAGGUUGGAGGCAGAGGAGCCGAUGGCUGGAGGAAGCCCACAGGCGGAUGUUCCCCACUUGCCUAGAGGGCAUCCCUCUGGGGUAGCGACAGACAAUCCCAGAAACACGCAUAAUACAUUUCCGUCCAGCCCGGGGCAGUCUGACUGUCGGUGCCCUCCCAGGAACGGGGAAGGCCUCCGUCUGUGUGAAAGGGCACAGCACAUCCCAGGUGCACCCUCCCCAAGUACUCCCACCCCGCCUACUGUCCAUGCGGCCUCACUGGGGGCCAUCAGCCUCACCAGCAAAGCAGAGAUGAGAGCGUGGGAACUGUGUUCUUUCCUCCCUGCCCUCUACUGAUUUCAGCCCAGCCCCUGCCUAGAUCCUAGGUCCCUUUUCCUCCCGAGUUUGGCUGGCACGAGAGCUAGCCCAGCACAUGAAGCAGGUGAUGUUAAGUCACAAGGUGCUGCUUUUCAGAUCCACUAUGCAAGAGGGGAGGGUGGGGCCACGUGAAAGGCAGCUCUAGACAUCAACCAGUCCUGGGGGAGGGGAGUGGGAACCGGGCACAACUAGGAACAAUGCCACCAUUCCCACAGGAGUGGUACUUAAACCAGACAGCAGGGUUCAGAGGUGGCACACCGGGACAAAGCUGAGGCCCUGCACCUCAACAGCUGACUGCCAGGUGCCUGUGGGUGAACUGAGGGGAGUAGAGGGAGAGGGCAGGUGGAACUGGGGCAGAAUCUAGUCAUGCCCUAAAGCUAGUCCUGUAAACAAUGGUGCCCCAGAAAGCUGCAGGUGGUGUUUGGAGAAGCAGUUACUUUUCAGUUACAAGACCCAUCUCCCUAGUCUCAGCCUUACAACACCACGGGACUAAGGAAGAGCACUUCCUUGCCUCCGUAAGGCCAGAGGAAGAACCAUCCCAAUCAUUUGAUCUCCAGCUCCACAGUAGAGAGAAACCUACAAAAUGUCAAACCAGCUUCCCGACUCCCAGGAGCUCAAGCCAAGCCCAGAGGCAGUGGCUGGGGUCCCUGCAGGUCAUGAGGGGCCUAUGCCUUUACUCCUUUUAAACACCAGCACCCGUCUUUUCCCCAACCUAAAACCAACCACCAGCAUUUCACUACAGGACCAAAUGGAAACCGAGGGAACCCUGGGUCUUGGGAAGAACAACAGGAAACCAAGGUCUGACCUAGGGUUCCCUCCCAGUCUUCACAUCACUCUGGCCUCAUCACCAAGGUGACAGAGGACACAGGGGAGGGGGAAAACCCACACACACUCCUUGGAAUGGGUCCUGUUAUUUAUGCUUGCUGCACAGACAUAUUAGAAGAAAAAAAAAAGCUUUGUAUUAUUCUUCCACAUAUGCUGGCUGCUGUUUACACACCCUGCCAAUGCCUUAGCACUGGAGAGCUUUUUGCAAUAUGCUGGGGAAAGGGGAGGGAGGGAAUGAAAGUGCCAAAGAAAACAUGUUUUUAAGAACUCGGGUUUUAUACAAUAGAAUGUUUUCUAGCAGAUGCCUCUUGUUUUAAUAUAUUAAAAUUUUGCAAAGCCCUUUGAGCUACUGCCUUAGUCUACCCACUGUCCUUUUGUUAUGAGGUAGAGGAUCUCAUGACACCAUACACACAAACCCAUCAUUGCCUGUGAAUGCACGUAGGGCCAGAAUUCCCCAGUUCCCGCUCCUCUGAGGGUUGAUACUGCUGGGAAUGCCAACCACUCCACAAGCAGAGGGAAGCCCCCUCAGGCCUGCAGGAGGAGCCGCAGCAGUGUGUCCAAUUCAAACCAGCAGCAAAGAGCCUGACAUUUUCCCAUCCAUCUAUGAGGAAAGCCAUCUCACAGAACAUGGACAUAGGCAACUUGCUCUCCCACACCAAGGGAUGGGAAUCUCUCCUACCUAUAGUCAUCCCUGCACUCCUGACUUUACUCCAGGACCCAGGGUCCAACUAAUGGCAGAGCCCCUCUUGGUUCCUUCAAACAAGAAAAGCAAUACCUACGGACUGGUGUACACUUCCAUCCUUGGUUAUAACAGGAAUGUUAUCAAGCUGUCAGAACAGGAUGAAGUGCUCCCAGUGGAUAUCCAUCAGGGAGGGUUAGGGACACUCGUGGCAGCCUGUCUAGCAGCCUGGGCUCUCUGAAAGUCCCUAACUUCCUGAGGGGUACGCAAAUACUGUUCUAUUUCACUAUCAGAAAUGUUCUCAUCUCCAGUGACAGUGGAGACAGGGGGUACAGGGCAGAUCCGCUUCGGGGACUUCAACAUGCAGGGUGGCAAGAGAAGGGCAGGACUGGCCGGCCGCUUCCCCUGGGGUAAACCUAAGGAAUUAUUUCCCACCUCCCCUUCUCCUUGCCCCUGUCCCCACCCCGGUGGCUCCUUCUCUCGGGUCUCCACUUCUGCUGUCCCAUCCCGAAAGGCAGAGCGGACCAGUGACUGGCGGUGCUGGAGAAGGUCACCGAUGUGCUUCACCACAGACCGUUUGUCAAGUCUCAGAA
Homo sapiens (human) is the source of this 7013-nucleotide messenger RNA. It is a transcript of the gene ADGRA2, whose product is annotated as adhesion G protein-coupled receptor A2. The coding region runs from base 387 to 4472 and encodes 1361 amino acids. Gene Ontology annotation, biological process: cell surface receptor signaling pathway; G protein-coupled receptor signaling pathway; central nervous system development. Gene Ontology annotation, cellular component: filopodium; Wnt signalosome; plasma membrane. The transcript is spliced from 19 exons. Gene Ontology annotation, molecular function: transmembrane signaling receptor activity; G protein-coupled receptor activity. NCBI's taxonomy places the organism in Eukaryota, Metazoa, Chordata, Mammalia, Primates, Hominidae. The record is from RefSeq and is a predicted model, not a curated record.